UUGUUGCCAAUUUCUGAUAAAUAGUCUAAUACAGUAUUUAUUAGCUUUAAAUCACGGGUCAUUACUAAUUUUAGUCGUAAAACUGAAGUAAUUAAGUCAGUCGGGGUGUCCCAUGUGUGUUUUUCCUCCCCGCGGUUCACUGUAGGAAGAGGAGCCCAAACGGACGGAUCGUUCACGGGUCGCGCACUAAAGACAGCGGCCACCGUCCGCGCUGCCGGAGUCCGACACCGAGUCGUGAGGUGAGCGGCCAGAACAGCCCCCCCCCCACCCUGCAGCUCUCGGUUGCUAUGGAUGCCUGUGCCCGAAUUAGAGGAGUGCCAGUAAGGUCCCGGGCCUCGGUCCGGAAAGAGACUGUGCGUGACGGCGGGGCGCAGUGUGUGAAGAGCCUCUUCAGGAACAAAAAGGAGCUGUGCGGCGUUGGCCUAGAGCUGCCGACCAGAGACGCCACGAGACUGACAGAGAUCCAUUUUGUGUGUCUGCCUGGUCAGUGUGAAGGGGACGACGUCACCCAACAGGCUCUGACCUCUCUGCCUGCCGGGCUGUGCGAGCUCCUCAGGUCGCUCCACGUCCACGGCCUCAAGAACGAUGAGGUUCUGCUGCUCAAAGACUCCCGCAGGCCGGCGGAGCACAGAGACGCCGGGCCUCAGUGUUGGUUGAAGGCUGUGUGUGUGCUGAGGCAUAAUCCCGGCGCUAGCGUCUACCCUCAGGCCAGCGUGGCGUCUUUGCUCGGCCUGCUGGGCUGCUACAUGGCAGGUGUCCGCUACGCUCUGGAGCUCCAGGCGCUUCAGAGGGGAACAGCUGAGCCCAGCCAGCCGGAGGAAGACGACACCAACCAGUCGGUCUCGUCGAUCGAGGACGACUUCGUCACGGCCCUGGAGCAUCUGGAGGAGGAUGACGCAGGAGACAAUCCCUCUGCUGCUUCCUAUCGUCAUUUUAAAAAGCGCGACGUGGCAUCACAGACGGUCCCGGCCCACAAGAGGAGGAAAGAACUGUCCGGCUCUCGCGUCAUCAUCAGCUCGUCCUCGAAGAAGUGUUCGGCCAAACACAGGUCGGGUCCAGACGUGUCGGUCACAGUGCAGAGGUCGUCAGCUGUAGAAUCCCAGUGGACUUACUGCAGCCCCGGAGCUCGCCUCCCCUCGCCGUUAAUCCAUGUCAGUGAAUCGGAAGAGUCGGACUGCUCCAGCCCCAGUCCGAUCAUUUUCCUGGACGAGGUGGGCUACCAGAAGAGUCUGCUGGCCAAGCUGGACAUCCCUCAGGUGCCGGGGGGGCCCAGAGAGCGAGUGGAAGACUCAGACUCUGAAGUCAGUGAAUUCUUUGACAGUUUUGACCAGUUUGAUGACUUGGAGGAGCUGAGCUCCGAGAGCUGCACUCUGGCGCUGCCUCUGGACACCAUCAGUGCCACAACCACCCAGAAGAAGUCGGCUGAGUCCAGCGGCAGGGGCUCAGCUUCCAAAUACGUCUCUAGGGGCUGCUCAACCAAGGGGAUGAAUCCUCACCGCUUCGACCAGCCCGUUCUCCCAGCCAAUGUGAAAAAACCCACUCCCCUGAAGCCAGGCUCUCCCUACUCACUUCACUCUGAGGUGCCUGACUCCCCUCGCCCGGUGCAGACCCCCUCUGAGGAGAACGGCGGCCCGCUCUUCAGUCCUGUGAGCUCCUCAGCCUUCAGCCCUCUGGUUGACUCUAGUGGACCUCUGGAAUACUUUUGGAAGACAGAGGAGGACGAGCAGGACGAGCAGGACGGCUCAGAGCUGCGUAAACCCCAGGAUCUCUGCUCUCUGUAUAAGACCUACUCAGACUUUGCCAGCAGUCUGUCCAAAGAGAUCCUGGGCUCCGUGUGCGGCUACCAGUCUGCCGUGGACAUCAGCGACAACAAGAACCUCAGCUGCGUCUGCCACAAGGAGUUCACGAACCCCUCGGGUUACCUGAUGAAGCUCUCAGAGAUACAGGAGACUGUGACGGUGGACAAGCUGCAGAAGAAGUCCCAGUCUCUGAAGGACGGCAUCCAGAGGUUCGCCACUGACCUGGUGGAGAUGAGCCUGGGCAGCGCCCUGCGAGACCUCCAAAAAGGCGUUUCCUCCUGCACCACCACCUUGUGCCACUUAGCUGCGAGACUCACCUCGUCCGUGUUUCAGAUGGCCUUCCAUGAGAUCGGCAUGCGCCACGCCUACGUGCUGAAGGAGCGAGCGAUCAAUGGAUUAGCUGGCUUCCUGGUGGGAGAGGCUGUGUCCGGAGCGCUGAAGGAGUUCCUGACGGUGAAAAAGCAGAUUUUCCACAGCACGGUGACACGUUUCGCCGCCGAUCUGGCCGAAGAGCUCGUGUUUGAAGGCAUCAUGGAGGUGUGUCAGUUCUCCCACCCCUCGACGCCUCUCACCCCCAGUGAUUGGUCCUUUGGCAACAAGCAAGAGGAAGAGGAGGAGGAGGAGGUGGUUUCCUCCUAUGCUUCAGACCUGUCUGAGUCUGUUAUCCAGGAGGCCUUCAUAGAGCUGUCUCAGGCCGACGUCGCCUUCACCAGCCAAGCGGCGAUCAGCGUGUCUCUGGACAACAUCUGCUACGUCAGCUCAGAGAACAGCAGCACUCGCACCUGCAGCACCUUUACCAACCAGCAGGUGUUGAGCUCCAGCUCGGCCACAGCGGCGCCUCCGGGACCCUCAGGAGAGGACGCAUCCUGCACGGUGAAGAAAGCCCUGUUCACCGUGUCGGGCAUGGCCAGCUGUAUUCCUGUGCCCCAGGCGGGUCAAGCCCUCUCCCACCUCCAGGAUCCCGAGGAGACCUGUUCCUCAGAUACCCCGCAGUCCAGCCCCAAACGAGUGCCUGUAUCCUCCCCUGACGCCACCACAUCUACACAAACUCACCUGUACAGUCACGGCACUCAGACCCCCACACCUGGAGGAGCUCCCUCCCAAGGAAAGUCCCCAUUCCAAAACUUCUCCGGCAACAUGGUGGAUAUGAUAGUGACCGAGGCCUGCGAGCUGAUAACAGCCUCUAAGAUGAAGAAGAGUUUCGGCGACUGCGCCGACUUCUUUACAAAGACAGUCGGAAGCAGAAGGGGAUCUUGUUCCAAGCAGGAGGCGGCGAACUAUGAGGCUCCAGACUCGCCAUCGAAGCAGGGAGCUGGCAGGGAGUGUUUCAGAUACGACUGCAGAGACUCUGGGUUUGUGAGGAAGGUGCUCCACGUUGAGCAAAUAACAACAGACCCCGGCGUUCCUCACAUUUCCUUUCACACAGACUCUCAAAGCCAGAGGAGAGCCAGCUGUGACUUAGAUCCGAGGAACAGAGGUGUGGUGGAAACACAUCCGGUAACCAUGCAGACGCUGGACGUGCCGGGCGCCGAGGUGGGCGGGCAGAGGAGGAUAUCUGUUCCCGCCGAUGACUCGAGUCCGAGCUCCGGGCAAAAAUCUGGCGGGACUCCCGGCACUCCUCCGUCCACCCCUCAGCAGCCCAGUGAGGUGUCCAAGGAGAAGCAGAUAAAACAGUUCUCCAAGAAGCUGAAGAGCAAGUUGGCCAAGGAGUUCUCCCCUGCUACCCCCCCUCCCACCCCUCACUAUCAGCCCGAGCCUGGCCCGGGCCCGAAAGACGUCACCCCUGAGGCCGACAAGGCUGAGUUCAUGCUCAAGCUGAUGAGGUCUCUCUCCGAGGAGGCCGACAGCAACGAGGAAGAAGAGGAGGAAGAACUGGCAGAGGAGGAAGGUGCUAACAGAUGUUCAGAGGCGGCGGGAGGCCGGCAUGAACUGCACCACGUGUCCGCUCGCAGAAUGUCCAACAAAGAAGCUCUCCACUACGCCGAGCGGCUAGCUUGUCACAUUGUCUCCAUGGCGACAGAGAUGGACACCCUGGGAGUGGCGGAGGAAGGGGAGGAGGAGGAGGAAGGGGGAGAGGUGAGAAAAGGCGGCGAGAGGAGGAGAGACAGCGUGGCUCAGUUCUCGGAGCAGACGCUCAACACCUUGUGGGUGUACGCCGGCGAGGUGGCGGGGGAGGUGAUCAACGAUGUGAAGAGGAUGGUGAGCUCCGGACAGCAGUGUCCGUACCACAGAGCUCUCAGGAGACGCAGCCUGGACAGAUCUAAUUCUGACUGUUUGCAUCACCACCGACACCACCAGUCCCAACCCAGCACAGACCAGAGCAGAGACUGGAGGGUGGGGCGGCUGGCCGAGCAGUGGUCCAACGACCUGAUAGCCUCCGUGUUUCGCUCUCCCGCCUCCACCUCGAGCACCGUCUCCAGCUCCAGCUCCGGCCUGUCCUCCGAGUAUCCCAGCUGUGAGAGCGUGACGGACGAAUAUGCUGGCUACCUGAUCAGGGUGCUGAAAAAGGAGGGAGGUAGUAGGGAGCUGGUCCUGGAUCAGUACGCCAGCCGUUUGGCCUACCGCUCCAUAAAACAGGGCUUGGCUCACGCCGGUCGUAAGAUCAAACAGAGAUCCUCCAGCACCCGCCUCCACUCCUCCAAGUCACUGCCGGACGAGUGGAGAGCGUCAGGCAGCGAGGCCUCGUCUCCCAAGGACAGAGCGGAGUCGGGGGUGUGUCCCUCGGGCGAGGACGCUCAGUGCUGCUGCAGGGACUCGGAGGAGCAGAGUCAGAGGGAGUACAUGGACCUGGUCAACUUUGCAGAGUCUUUAGCGUACAACAUCACCUGCGAUGUCACACGCAAGCUGCAUCUUUCCUCUGUGCGGCUGCCCAAGUCUCUCACUGACUCCUGCCUUUAUAAGAAAUCCAAACUGGAGGACAUGGCGGAGAGUCUCAUCAGGAACUCCUUCUCCUGCCCCCUGUUGUCCAAGGAGGGGAAGAGCAGGCAUUACCACAGCACAGGCAGCCUGUAUGACGGAGGCUACAGCAGCAGGGUGAUGCAGGUCAUCGAGCAUUACGCCGGGAAAAUAGUUGACGACACUUUGAAGAUGAGCCUGGCUUCGGUCGGACAUUCGUCCCGGGAACAUCAGAGGACCCAAGGUCAUGACAGACACUCUCACGCCCAGCGGCUGUCCGAGGGGCCGGCGGCGGGCCAAGCUUUGGGGGAGAGGACGUGCCGGUACUGUCAGGUCCAGGAGUGUCCGUACUGCAGCAAACACAGCCGGCACCGCCAGUCUGUAAUACAGAGGAGGAAGAGGGCGGACUGUCAGGCGAGGACGGAGCGGCUCCCCGGCCUGGACAUCCCGAAGAUCCACAUCGACCUGGACCACAGGGCGGCGUUCGCGGAGGAGAUGGUCUCCAUGGCGAUGGAGACGGCUAAACGCGAGCUGAGCAACACCAGCCUCAACGCCGACAGCGGCAUCGGUCACGAUGGCACCAGCUACGCCGAGAGUCUGACCGCUGAGAUCAUGACGUCGGCGCUGUCCAACGUCUGCCAGGCGGCCAACGUCAGCUCUCCGGGGAGGGAAGCCACUGAGUCCACCGUGUCUCAGCAGCUGAGUGUGGGAGACGACAGUCUGGGCAGCUGGUCUAACCUGAGCUUUGAGGACGAGCACCUCGACGACAACAGCAGCUUCCUCCACCUCAGUGACAGCAAUGGGAACAGCAGCAGCUGGAGCAGUCUGGGCCUGGAGGGGGAGGCGUGUGAGGAGCGCAUGUCCUUCUCCCCCUCUGACAGUGACAACACAGAGGACAAGGAGACUGAGGUCAGAGAGGAGUCCAGUGGGACGCUCUGCGUGGACCGGACCCAGCUGCUCACUCCCAGGACGGCGCUGGUCAUCGCGAACUCGGACAUCAGGGAGCCCGGGCGCGGCCCUCAGCACGUGACCCUCGACCCUCAGCUCAGGAGCCUCCUGCAGUGGGCGGCAGCCUCCAUGGCCGACAUUCCCCAGAUCCAGCUGAGUCCUGACAGAGAGCUGCAGCAGCUCCCAGCCGUGGUCCAAAGGCUUCGGGAGAGGAGGUGGAGGGUGGGAGAGCUGCUGCACACGCUGCUGCGCUACUGUGAAGAGAGCCAGGCGCUCCACGGCCCGCCCCAGGCCAGAGAGGAGGCACUGCAGGCGGGCAGAGAGCCGCACCGUGUCCCCCUGUUCCAGUGGCUCCUGGAGCACGCCUAGGUCCUCUCCUUUUCUCCUCUCCUUGUCUCCUUGUCUCCUCUCCUCUCCUCUCCUCUCCUCUCCUUUCCUUUUCUCCUCUCUUCCUCUCCUUGUCUCCUCUCCUCUCCUUUCCUUUUUCUCCUCCUCUCCUCUCAGUUCCAAACAGGGCUUUGCAAAACUCCGCGGCCCCUAGAGGGCGCCAAAACAGAAAUCAGCUGAUCCAACUCACUCUGAUGAAUGUGAGCGGCGUGUGUUUUUGCAUUGACGCAGACUUCUUCUGUUGUAUUUUGUUUUUCUUUCCAAGCGUCUGUUUCUGUCGUCGCAGUUUCAUUAUUUAUCCGGCUGCGUUUAUCACGUAAUGUUUUAAUGAGCCGUCUCUCCCGCCCGACCCACACUCUGAUCUGAAGCCCUCACACCUUGCUGCCGUCGUGCUUGAGCUACAGAAAGAAAAGGAGAGAGGAAGAGAGAGAGAGAGAGAGAGAGACCCACCCCAUGUGUUCCAGACAGAGACAGAAAUACAGUGAGUUGAGAGGAAGAGAAUGUGUUUUUUGUUAGGGAAUCCCCAUCGCUGCUGGGUCGAUGAUGUCAACACACCCACAGCUCACCUCUGUGCUGGUGUUUUCACAUGUUAGGAGACCAAUGGUGCAUGCACGCACACACACACACACACACACACACACACACACACACACACACUACUGCACACCACACCCUUGUAUUAUCAUGAAGAAUCCAAGAUACACUCAUCACCCUCUGACAGUUUUUCCCCUCUAGUAUUCCACUGUAUUAAUCCACUCAGUCUGCUGGAGUCCAGUGUUUCUCUGGAGCCGUUCCGGUUUAACGACUCCUCACAUUUCGACCAAUACGCUGCUGCCAUACGUCAGAGGUCUUUGCGGGUCCACUUGGUUCUGGAUUUCGUCAAUACGUCCACAACAGCCACGUGGAUCUAAACGGACCUAAACUUACGGCUCACUGGAGCUUUGUGCUGAACUGAACCCGAGCUGAUCUUAGGAGAAGUUAUGCUUAAAUAUUAAACAUCUUUUCUUUUUUUAGUAGAACAUUAUUGUUCGUUUGUCGCUCAGUUGGCGACAGAAUGUUUUAUUAUUUCUGCAGCAGGUGGAAAUAAGACUUUAAUUUAUUUAUAAAAAUGUGUCUUUGAAACAUAGAAGCAAAUUAUUUUUACUUUCUCUGACUUCACAUUCAUUCUUAGGAAAUAAUUCUUAUUUUAUCGCUGCAAUUUUCCACUGCAGCAGCUUGUUAAUCAAUCAAAUUCAUCGAUGACCGUCACACUGCACAUUUUGGUUGGUCGUUCUGAUCGAGUGUAAUGAUCCUCGGCUCUGGCUGUUCCCAGGUCCGCCUCGGCUCAGGGGUUCCCACAGGUCCGUUUAGGAUCAGGUCCAUCGUUGUGGACCCGUGAAGACCUGGACCUCACGUACAGAUCGGCCCGACUCUGUUAAAGCUGUCAAAUUCUAGUUUAGUAAAUUGCACUGCGCUGUCAUCGCGCGUCGAUGAAGUUGCCUGUAUUCCCUGUUUUAUCUGAAACUGUAACACUGCUUGCCUAGCAACAAUCUCCAUGGUUGUCAAACUUAGUAAAAAUACGUGGAGUGGAUGAUGUUUACUGGGGCGGUAUUUGAAAAGUAUAUUUUUUGAAGGUAGAGUAUCUAAUCGAACAUGAAAUGCUGCUCAAAGAAGAAAGAAGCCUCGAUACUGGCUCACUGUUGCCAAAUUUAGCUGAGGAUAAUGUGACUCCCCUCCAGUCAGUACUAGAGGUCUGAUGCCCCGGGUCUGUGUUCAGGGGAAGAUCCAGUGACGCAGAUGGAGGAGCUUUUAGUCAGCGGUCCAGCUGCACCUCCGAAACCACAAAUUAAAAGCAUGUCCACAGCUCAGCGCUGGACUCACACGUCGUGUCACCCACGCUCCACAGUCACCUCGUGGAAUGAAGGACUCUGAAUACCACAACUCCCGCCCCCCCCCCCCAACACACACUCACCAGUUACUCACCAGUUCCCACGUAUACGUCCACACGCACAGCACUAACAGCUCUUUGCUGAGAUGCACUUUUGUUUUUUUGUUUUUGUGUUUUUGUGUUUGUUUUUUUGGCCGAGGAGAAACGGGGCAUUUCCAGCUCUGCCCUCAGAACCUCUGCAGACCUGCAGUUACAUGCACAGCCCAUACGCAAAUGUAAUAUAUGUACAUAUAUAUUGAAUUUCCAUAUAUGAAAUAUACAUUUUUAUUUUAUAUGUACAUAUAUGUGAAAGUUCUAUAUGAAACCUAUUAGAAAUUUAUAUAUAGCCUAUACAAAUAUAGACAUUUAUGUAUGUAUGCUUAUAUUGUAGAUGGAUGUGACAUUAAUAUAUAUCCAUCCCAGUCAGUAUACGUUGAUAUUAUAAACCCACAAUGUGUAGACAUCAAUAAGAAAAACAUUUAUAAACAUUUUAACAUGUAUGAUGUUUUAGUAAACUUGCAUAAAUAAAUUAAAUAUUUAAUGUUAACACAUAAUUUUUAACAUAGAAAACAUGUUCUAUGUAAAAAUGAAUCACAGAUUUGUUGAUAUUUGUACAUAUUUACUGGGUAUUUCAUAUGUUAUAAACUCAUAACUUCAUAUAUCCACAGGAUUUAGAUAUGUGAUAAUAAUAUAUCUCCUUAUAGGUCACAUAUAUGUCAUAUGUUACAUUUCUGUAUGGGAGUACACAAAACUGCCCCCCCCCCCCCCUCCCAAAAAAAAGACAGAUUAUUGGGAUACAUUUUGAUGUUUGUAUUUAUUGUGUUUUUGUUUGUUUUUUUGUUUUUUUAAUGAGGGACCGAAGGAUGAGAAGAUGGUCCUCAGAUUUCUAUCAGGACUUUUCCUUCUUGAGCUUGAAACACUGUAAUAUACCCCCACCCCCACCCCCACCCCCACCCCCCCACCGCCUCGCAUCUAUUACUAUAACCUAAGUGUUGUUGGUGGUGCUCACCUGCAUGGCUGAAUCCUCAUUGACUCCUACAGCUCGGCGUCCUCCUCCUUCUUAAUGUAUUGGCCGACACUAAUGGAGCUGCAGUGGUUCGUACAGUACGCUACUAUAGGCCUGUGCAGAUGCCUCGUCUGUGACUGCUUCACCUCCAGGCUGCCAAACGGUCAUAUAAUCUUAAAGGUGUUUGUCCUGUAAUGAUUUGUUUACACGCAAAAAAUGAAUUAAUCGCAAAAAAACAACAAAAAAAAAUCCACUAUUUUUAAAAAAGAAAGAAAUGAUACUCAAGUUAUAUCUGUGGAAAUAAUAGAAUACGAGGAGACAUAGUGAAGUAUUAACCUGAGGAGUGAGAGAAUUCGGAUAUAUUGGUUUACAAUAAAGGAAUGUAUUAAGAGAGAGCAUCACAGUGUUCGCAUCCUCUCCCAGUGUGAAUGUUUAGUCGUUCAAGUAGGACUUUCCCUGGUUUUUUCCACACCCACACCCACACUCUCCCCACUUCACUCUACUGUUUUCUUUCCUACUCUACUUUACAUUCCUGUGCAUCCCGGGACGAUCUAUAGCGCUAUAUCGUUGUGUUUGUGAAAGCUGAAUGUGUCCCUGCAUUUAGAAGCAGAUCCUGUCGAUCUGUUUUUAGCUACUGUUGUUUCCCAGUGUUACUCUCUGCCUCUCUCUCUCUCUCUCUCUCUCUCUCUCUCUCUCUCUCUCUCUCUCUCUCUCUGAGAGACACAGGAGAGUUCAAAGAGAAAGAAAGAGAAAAGAGAGAGAGAUGUACAUCCCCUCCACUCGCUCACUCACUUCUGUAUUUUUCCUGCUUCCUUGUAAAAUCCUGCCAAAUAAAGAUAUUUAAUAAAUUAUGUAAGUUAUAUAACAGUGAGUUCACUACAUGUUCUCCCUCGUGGCAUUGCUGAAUAGUUUACACAUUCUAAGCUUGAAGUCAGAAACUCUAAAUUUGUUUAUGUCAAAGCUUGGUGUGAUAAUAAAGCUUUUUCAUGUGCUCUUA
Molecule: messenger RNA, 9938 nt
Organism: Seriola aureovittata
Lineage: Eukaryota; Metazoa; Chordata; Actinopteri; Carangiformes; Carangidae
Gene: akap11
Product: A kinase (PRKA) anchor protein 11
Exons: 12
Coding region: 288-6011 (1907 amino acids)
Biological process (GO): intracellular protein localization
Cellular component (GO): cytoplasm
Molecular function (GO): protein kinase A binding
Source: RefSeq, a predicted model, not a curated record